Molecule: messenger RNA, 1967 nt
Organism: Mugil cephalus (flathead mullet)
Lineage: Eukaryota; Metazoa; Chordata; Actinopteri; Mugiliformes; Mugilidae
Product: zinc finger and SCAN domain-containing protein 2-like
Exons: 2
Coding region: 165-1370 (401 amino acids)
Biological process (GO): regulation of transcription by RNA polymerase II
Cellular component (GO): transcription regulator complex; PcG protein complex
Molecular function (GO): RNA polymerase II cis-regulatory region sequence-specific DNA binding; DNA-binding transcription factor activity, RNA polymerase II-specific
Source: RefSeq, a predicted model, not a curated record
UACAUGUCUCUGUCGGAGCUCUAUAGUGGGACACCAAGCGGAAGUGGUUUGUUUUUAAACCCCGAUAGUAGAGUUGUCGUGUUUCGAUGUUUGUGGACUGAGCUGGAAGACGGUUUUGUCGUGUCGUCGUGUCCCAGAUAAAUAUUUGAGCUCUUAAAGUAACAAUGUCUGGAUCUGAGAGUUUGAGAGAGUUGAUCAUCGAGCGACUAACUGCUGCUGCUGAAGAAAUAUUCGGACUCUUUGAAAGAACUGUCGUCCAGUACGAGGAAGAGAUCGAUCGUCAGCGCAGACUGCUGGAUAUCACCUGGAAACCAGAGAUAAAGUUACACAGAAUAGACCUCCAACAGCAACAUGUCUGCACAGAGGAGGAGGUUCUCACCGAGCAGCAGCUCUGUAACCAGGAGAGGAACUCCAGUUUGGAGGAACCUGAACCUCCACACAUAAAAGAGGAACAGGAGGAACCAGAACCUCCACAGAUAAAAGAGGAACAGGAGGAACCAGAACCUCCACAGAUGAAAGAGGAACAGGAGGAACCAGAACCUCCACAGAUGAAAGAGGGACAGGAGGAAUCAGAACCUCCACAGACAAAAGAGGAACAGGAUGAACUCUGCUGCAGUCAGCAGGAAGAGCAUGUUGUAUUGAACUGUGAGACUGAUACCUUUGCUGAGACUCCUACUGAUGAGGAAAGUGAGCAUAGUGAACCAGAACCAAAAGAUGAUCAUCUCCUUUGUAAGAACUCUGCUGUAUCUGAGAGCACAGAUCAGGGAGGAAGCAACUCAGGAUCAACUAGAAAUGCAGAGCUGAAUCUAAAGAAGAGACAUCACAGAGACACAAGUCAGAGUAAAAAUGACGACAACUCUUCCUUGUCAGAAAGUCAGUGUAAUGCUGAUACAGGUAAAAAGUUUGUAACAUGUGACGUUGGUGGAAAAGCCUCUAAGAACAAGUGUUGUCAUUGCAAAAAAUGUGGUAAAAGUUUCAGGAAGAGGAGUGAUUUGAUUUCACACACCAAGACUCACGCCGGUGAAAAACCAUAUCGUUGCAAAGCAUGUGGGAAAUGUUUCAAUCGAACUAUUGAUUUGACUCGGCACGUGAGGACUCACACUGGUGAGAAGCCAUACUGUUGUGACACAUGUGGGAAAUCCUUCAGUCAAAGAGGUACUUUAACGAAGCACAUGAUAACUCACACAGGUGAGAAGCCCUACUGUUGCAAGACAUGUGGGAAACAUUUUGGAAGCACUAGUAAUUUAAGGAUACACAUGAGGAUUCAUACAGGUGAGAGGCCGUAUAGUUGUGACACAUGUGGUAAAACCUUUAUUCAAAGAAGUGCUUUGACGAUGCACAUGAGGAUGCACACAGGUAAGAAGCCGUAGAAUUCUGACAGAUGUUAAAACCUUCAUUCAAAGAAGUAAUUUAACAGAGCACAUGAGGACACAGGUGAGAAGUUGUUGUCCUGAAAACUGUUCAAAUUAUUCUCUUAAAAUAGUUGAAAUUAAGUUUUUAUUUCUGACACCACAUCCUGGAAAAAUGACCCACUCACCUUAAGCAUAAAAAUAUCAAACCUGGACAUUAAACAGAUGGAGGGAGACAUCUCCAUCUCCCUGGGACUGACAUUGAGUUUACAAUAGGCUUUUGAGAGGAACACUUUAACACCACCUUAGUUUGUUAACCUAAAGGUUGUGUAGGAGCCACAGGACAAGGAGAAGAUGAGACAACCAGACUGUGUUUUAAUGGCAAAGAAUAAAAUGUUAGAUCAUGUAGUGGAAGUUAUUAGUCAAGUCAUAAAACAAUACUAAUGGAAAAAAAAAACAAAAAGAUUUUUGUUGAAAAUUGAUUUUAAUCCCCCUGCUCAUUUGCUCAUUUGUUUUUGUUGUUGUUGUUUUUCAAUAUAUCAGAACAUGUUGUAAGGGUUUACACCCCUACUAGAAUUAGUUCUAAUUCACUUUAUAAAGCUUUAAUGAAGUGUUUGA